Messenger RNA from Pseudogymnoascus verrucosus, 5410 nucleotides. RefSeq names its product ZEB2-regulated ABC transporter 1. Gene Ontology annotation, cellular component: membrane. Gene Ontology annotation, molecular function: ABC-type transporter activity; ATP binding; ATP hydrolysis activity. The coding region runs from base 532 to 5160 and encodes 1542 amino acids. The record is from RefSeq and is a predicted model, not a curated record. Gene Ontology annotation, biological process: transmembrane transport. NCBI's taxonomy places the organism in Eukaryota, Fungi, Ascomycota, Leotiomycetes, Thelebolales, Thelebolaceae. The transcript is spliced from 5 exons.
GUUAACUUGAUAACUUUAUUUACUUUGUUCUAUAAACCGGAACCCAACCUAGUUCAAACCUCCGACGUCCGAGACCGCAAAACAUUUCAACAGUUAGGAAAUGAUGGGAACGAGGUUGAUACUCCACUCUAGAACCGUCUCUUCCUAUGAGUCGUGGCGGCCAAAAUACGUACCCCGAAUGCCGAACUGGAGAACAUCCCGGGUCCUCUAGUACCCGGUCCUGGUUCAAGCAGCCCACAUCUCGAUAGACAUAAUACUAUAAUGUAGUCGCCAACACCAAAGGUAUUCCCUAGUUCGGAAUAUGGGCCGGGCCCGGCGGAAAUGUAGGGCUAUUUUAGGGGUAAUGGAUGCGCGUCCCGUUUGCUUGAUUCUAAACUCGGGCUUCGGUCCAACAUCCUUACGUGGCCAGCUGUGGGGUGCUUCCUGUACCCUUUCUUAUAUACCCAUCACUCCUAUUGCAAACUCUCUCUGCUCUGUUAUUACAAUCCACUACAAUUCCUGGCCAAGCCAAGUUAGAUACAACUAGGCGUGAUGGCCUUUAUGGAUAGCAAUCUCUUCGGGAGCAACGAUCACACUGCCAGAACACCCGAUGUUAUCAAUCCUCACCACAAUGCAGUAGGUGACAACAAUUCACACCCGGCUAUUGUACCCUUAGGCGCCGACGCUACACCUACACCUUACGACAAUAGCUUUAUCAAAUCUAGUGCUAUUUCAGUCGCUGAGUUUGGUGGUAGUGACACUGAUACUGUCACUCAAGACAAGGAGAUGGCAACGGACGCUGAUGCUGCCCGAAUGGAUGGCGGCAACGAUUUAAAGCAAGAGCGGAAGCAAGAUGAAGAAAUACAGGCCCUCGCACGUACAUAUACCACACAGUCCCGAGUUUCUGGCGCCGAGCCUUUCGGCAGAGCGCUCACGGCUCACACGAAUCCCGACUCGCCGCUGAACCCUAAUAGUCCAAACUUCAACGCUCGCGCUUGGGCAAAAUCCAUUGUCGAACAGGUAGCCGCCGAAGGAACCGGAUUUCGAUCCAGUGGCGUCUGUUUUCAGAACCUAAAUGUGUACGGAUUUGGCGCUGGAACCGACUACCAGAAGGACGUUGCCAAUGUUUGGUUAGAAGCUGCUGGUGCGGUGCGUCGGGCCUUUGGCUACGGCAGAAAGCGCCGCAUCGACAUCUUGCGCGACUUUGACGGCGUUGUCCAUAAUGGCGAAAUGCUUAUUGUUCUGGGCCCUCCGGGAUCUGGUUGCAGCACUUUACUCAAGACGAUUGCGGGCGAGACGAACGGUCUAUAUGUGGAUGAUGAUGCCUAUUUCAACUACCAGGGUUUGACCGCCACGGAGAUCCACACUGCGCAUCGUGGUGAGGCCAUCUACACUGCUGAAGUGGAUGUACACUUUCCCAUGCUUACUGUGGGUGAAACGCUUACCUUCGCAUCUCGUGCCCGAGCCCCACGGAGUCUGCCACAGAAUGUAUCUCACGCUAUGUUCUCGGACCACUUGAGGGAUGUUGUAAUGGCAAUGUUUGGUAUCAGCCACACGCGGAAUACCAGAGUAGGAAAUGAGUACGUUCGUGGUGUCUCUGGUGGCGAAAGAAAACGUGUCACCAUUUCCGAGGCUGCCCUUUCUGGUGCACCUUUUCAAUGUUGGGAUAACUCUACUCGAGGUUUGGAUAGUGCUAAUGCUAUUGAAUUCUGCAAGACGCUGAAGCUUCAGGCGGAUCUUUUCCAGACCACCUGCGUCGUCUCAAUCUACCAAGCUCCUCAGAGUGCAUACGACCUCUUCGACAAAGCUCUUGUUCUUUACGAGGGUCGCCAAAUCUUUUUCGGCCGUGCCGAUUCUGCCAGGCAGUAUUUCAUCGAUUUGGGGUUCGAGUGUCUUGCCCGCCAGACAACCCCGGACUUCUUGACAUCCAUGACCAGCCCUCUGGAACGCAGCGUCAGAGCUGGUUUCGAGAACAGGGUGCCUCGAACCCCAGAUGAGUUUGCAACGGCGUGGAAGAACAGCGCCGCGCACAACGCUGUACAGGCAGAAAUUGAGGAGUACAAGAUCGCUCAUUCCAUCAAUGGCCCUGACGCCGAAGCCUUCCGCGCUCACAAACGAGCUCAGCAGGCGAAGUCUCAACGUGCCAAGUCUCCAUUCACAUUGUCCUAUUUUGGGCAGGUGCGGCUGUGCCUUUGGCGUGCAUAUCGACGACUUAUCGGUGACCCGUCCAUUACAGUCGGUCAGCUCAUUGCUAAUAUUAUCAUGGGCUUAAUCAUAACCUCAAUCUUCUUUAACUUGCAACUUACUACGGGCAGUUUCUUCCAACGUUCUGCUUUAAUCUUCUUCGCUAUUCUUAUGAAUGCCUUUAGCUCGGCUCUAGAAAUCCUGACUCUCUACGCACAACGACCUAUUGUCGAGAAGCAUGCUCGAUACGCCUUUUAUCAUCCCUCUGCGGAGGCAUUCGCGUCGAUGUUGAUAGACAUGCCGUAUAAGACUGUCAACAGCAUUGUCUUCAAUCUUGUACUCUACUUCAUGUCCAACCUACGACGCGAACCCGGGGCGUUCUUCUUCUUUCUGUUCGUUUCUUACCUGACUGUUCUUACGAUGUCCGGAAUUUUCCGGACUAUCGCUGCAUCGUCUCGAACACUAUCGCAAGCCAUGGUACCGGCGGCUGUAUUGAUUCUGGGCCUGGUCAUGUUCGCUGGAUUCGCCAUUCCUAUCGACUACAUGUUAGGUUGGAGCAGAUGGAUGAACUACAUUGACCCUGUGGCAUAUGGCUUCGAGGCUCUUAUGAUUAAUGAGUUCCAUGGCGUUGAUUAUUUGUGCACGUCAUACGUCCCGAGCGCUUUGGUUGCUGGGUAUGAAAACGUCACCCAGGCCAAUCGAGUAUGUUCAGCUGUAGGUUCUGUUGCGGGAAGCGACUAUGUGUCGGGAACAUCCUUUAUUGGCUCCAGCUUCCAGUACCAAAGAGGUCAUAAAUGGCGGAACGUUGGAAUUCUUAUUGGGUUUCUUAUCUUCUUCAACGGCUUGUAUGUGCUUAUGACCGAGAUAGUCACUGCUAAGAAAUCCAAGGGUGAGGUGCUCGUCUUCCGCAGAGGGCACAAACCCAGCCAGUUUAAGGAUGGCAAAGGUGACUCCGAAUCGGGAACGCCGACUUCAUCUGGAACCUCGGUAAUUGCUACGAAGAUCGGCCGCCCUGCCAAUACAUCAGACAAGGAGUCCACAUUGAUUCAGAAGCAGACAAAUGUUUUCCAUUGGAGCAAUGUAUGCUACGAUGUGAAGAUCAAGAGCGAGACUCGCCGUAUCCUCGACCACGUUGAUGGCUGGGUCAAACCCGGAACCCUUACGGCACUAAUGGGUGUCUCUGGCGCUGGGAAAACGACUUUGCUUGACUGCUUGGCUGAUCGGACCUCGAUGGGAGUUAUUACUGGCGAGAUGCUUGUUAAUGGCAAUUUUCGUGACGCUUCAUUCCAGAGAAAUACGGGAUACGUUCAGCAACAAGAUCUGCAUCUCGAAACCACUACCGUCAGAGAGGCAUUGAACUUCAGUGCGCUCUUGCGCCAACCGGCCCAUGUCCCACGAAAAGAGAAACUCGCUUAUGUCGACGAAGUUAUUAAGCUCCUGGAUAUGGAUGAAUAUGCCGACGCCGUCGUUGGUAUUCUCGGUGAAGGUCUUAAUGUCGAACAGCGAAAGCGUUUAACGAUUGGCGUCGAACUCGCGGCUAAACCACCUUUGUUGCUCUUUGUCGAUGAACCCACAUCUGGUCUUGACAGCCAGACAUCAUGGGCUAUCCUCGACCUCCUAGAGAAGCUUACAAAGUCCGGACAGGCUAUCUUAUGUACAAUCCAUCAACCAUCGGCUAUGCUGUUUCAGCGAUUUGAUCGCUUGCUCUUCUUAGCCAAAGGCGGAAGGACGGUUUACUUUGGAGAUAUUGGAAAGAACUCGAAGACUAUGACAGACUACUUUGAACACAAUGGCGCUCCGUUGUGCCCACCAGAUGCAAACCCCGCAGAGUGGAUGCUAGAAUCUGUUAUUACUGCCACUGAUGUAGAUUGGCAUAAGGCCUGGCGAGAGAGCCCCGAAUUUGACGCCGUCCAAGCCGAACUCAGCCAACUCAAAAGCCACGCCAGAGAUAUCCCAACGCCAGGCGAUGAACAUGAAAACGCUGGUUUUCAAGAAUUCGCAGCUCCAUUUUCGGUUCAGCUAUACGAAGUUACACACCGUGUCUUCCAGCAGUACUGGCGGACACCUUCCUAUGUCUACUCUAAGGCUGCUCUGUGCACUCUCAUCGCUCUGUUUAUUGGCUUCGCAUUCUUCAAUGCUCCGAAUUCUAUACAGGGCCUACAGAAUCAGACUUUUUCUGUAUUCAACCUGUUGACUAUCUUCGGCCAGCUCGUCCAGCAAACGAUGCCAUACUUUGUUGUACAGCGCUCUCUCUACGAGGUUCGUGAGCGUCCAUCCAAGGUAUAUUCUUGGAAGGCCUUCAUGCUUUCUCAAAUCAUCGUUGAGAUCCCUUGGAAUACCCUAAUGUCGCUGAUCAUGUUCCUAUGCUUCUACUACCCGAUCGGCCUAUACAAAAAUGCCGAGGUAGCAGGUCAAACUCACGAACGCGGUAUUCUCAUGUUCCUCCUACUAUGGGCCUUUCUGAUGUUUACCUGCACAUUUACCGACAUGAUCAUCGCCGGGUUCGAAACUGCUGAGGGCGGAGGCAAUGUCGCUAACCUACUCUUUAUGCUCUGUUUGGUAUUCUGUGGCAUCCUCGCCAACCCCGACUCAUUCCCGCGUUUCUGGAUCUUCAUGUACCGUGUCUCACCAUUUACCUACUUAACUUCAGCCAUGAUUUCAGUCGCUGUCGCAAAUACGAAAGUGGUUUGUGCUAGCAAUGAGUUUCUCCACUUCGUUCCAGUCGCUGGCAAGACCUGCGGGGAGUAUAUGAAGGGAUACAUCAAGGAAAUGGGUGGGUAUCUUACAGACCCUAGCGCUACUGAUACUUGCUCGUUCUGUGCGAUAGAGGACACCAACAAAUACCUUGCCGGCUCUCAUAUCUACUACUCCCAGCGCUGGAGGAACUUCGGUAUCGUCCUCUCGUACAUUGUUUUCAACAUUGCUGGUGCGCUGUUCAUCUACUGGCUUGCCAGAGUACCCAAGACGAAGCUUGGUGGCAAAAAGAAGACGGAGUGAACUUCUCAGCGAGAAUGAGGGAAGAUGUUACGUUCUAGAAGGUAGAGGGGACGUUUGCGCCGCGCUUGGUCAUCUGAUCUUAGCUUCCCUCCCCGACAAUAACAACUAAAGUCGACUUUCUUUUUCAACACUAGAUUUAUUCACAGAGAGCCCACGGCUCAAGAUUUUCUUUAUUUGCUCAUCUAGAUUCAGUCCAUUCAUAGAGUAUAGGGGUUUUUAUUAAUAGAUAUUUAUAUUUUGAAUUUGCAAC